Molecule: messenger RNA, 1300 nt
Organism: Dioscorea cayenensis subsp. rotundata (Guinea yam)
Lineage: Eukaryota; Viridiplantae; Streptophyta; Magnoliopsida; Dioscoreales; Dioscoreaceae
Exons: 11
Coding region: 137-1003 (288 amino acids)
Source: RefSeq, a predicted model, not a curated record
CAGGUAGACACGCGAUCAUCACCGUUAGAUCACUGAAGGCCUUUCAUGGCUUCAUCGUCGUCGUCACAAGCGAACUGACACGCUUGUCUCCUCUUUCUAAUGCGAUUCGUGAAGACGCUGCCACACCCUCGCCGAGAUGCCCUCGCCGGAACGGGGUAGCUCCACCGUGGCCGCCGCCGUCGUCGUCCCAUGGCUUCUCGUCUCACUGCUUGUUGGUCUUCUGCCGCUUCCCGCCGUGGGAACCUCGUGUGACCUCAGCUUUCUCCGCGGUAGCACUCUUUAUAAUUACAGCUUGGCGUUGCCGAUCAAGAAUUACCCUCAUGGCGCCCUUAGCGAGGAUGGGUUUUACAAGGUAGCAGUCAACACAAGUUUGCUUUGGUUUCAGCUAUGCGAUUCAAUGAUAUUUAAUCAUGAUCCUCCCAGAUGCUUUAUCUGCCAGGGCUGUGGAGGUCCGUCAGGUUGUGGUACAGCUUGCAGUGCACUAGUAUCAAAUGACAUUGGAGGAUACUUUGUUUGCACCACUGUUGGACAACCAUCAAACAUAGACAUUAAACCCAUAGAUGAAGACAAUCCGCUAAAAGGUGUUAUAGUUAGGAUGUCAGCUAUUGGCCUGAAGGACAAUUGUUCACUUUCUGUUUCUGUUUUUUGUGAUAGAAAUGAAGCCCAACCACCAAUUUCUCUAGACAUACUUGGGGGGUGCAACUAUGCUACAGUGCUAAGGCAUCCAUCCGGUUGUCCCAAGAUUAUCUCUGCUAAUGGAGGAGGUUGGGGCUGGUUUAGUAUUUUAAUGACUAUACUUUUGUGUCUCUUUGGUGGAUACCUUUUGGCCGGUACCGUUUAUAGGUUCUUUUUCCUUGGAAUUCAUGGUGUUGAGGCAAUACCUAACUUGGAACUUUGGGUCAGUUUACCACAAAGAGCUUGGAUUGGUUUGUCUUCUUUAAUACGAAGAUUCAGAGGAAAUGCGCAGAACGGCCGGGGUUAUUCUUCUCGGGUUGAUUUCUAGAGAUCUUUUUUCUAUGGUGCUCGACAUACCCGAAACAGAGAGCUGAUAUCCUCCUGAUUUCUCCACCAGAGAAACUACUCAAAAGAAUUCAUCUAGUGUCAUUACCACUUUUAUAUAUUUUCCACAAAAAUUCCCGUCCAUCAAAGGUUAUGAUGCAUAUUUUUUUUAAAAUUUAUGGCCGAAUCCUAAUUGGAUUUCACAUGUGAUUGUUCAAAGAAUAUGAUACCAAAAAGGUCCUUGUAUUGAUGUGAGAGAUGGCAAAACAUAUAGGAGAAUGAACGUAAUGCACUUAACAUA